This is a messenger RNA of Bemisia tabaci, 2106 nucleotides long. It is a transcript of the gene Rpn3, whose product is annotated as regulatory particle non-ATPase 3. Gene Ontology annotation, cellular component: proteasome regulatory particle, lid subcomplex; proteasome complex. NCBI's taxonomy places the organism in Eukaryota, Metazoa, Arthropoda, Insecta, Hemiptera, Aleyrodidae. Gene Ontology annotation, molecular function: enzyme regulator activity. Gene Ontology annotation, biological process: ubiquitin-dependent protein catabolic process; regulation of protein catabolic process. The record is from RefSeq and is a predicted model, not a curated record.
CGGGUUACGGAAAACUAUUUUUCGCAGGAACUCAGGAACAACGAUCCCACAUUCCCACUUAUAUUGCGAGUGCGACUCUAUUGUGCUCUAUGAACUUGACUCAGCACAAAUUCGAUCCUCCCUGCGCUAGGUUAUGUGUUAAAUGAAAAAGAACAGUAAUACUCGAAUAGCUCGUACUAUGCCACUUAUUUCCUACGUUCAUCUCCUUCACUGAUAAUAAUACCAAUAACGUCUCCAAGAAGUGGCUUGUGCUGCAGGUUUCUUGCUUUAUCCAAUAUGGCAUCUGAAUGUGCAACUGAUGUUGAAAUGAAGAAUGUUGACAGCCCAGCUGGUGAGGGAGAUUCCGGUGAGAAAAAAGAUGUUAAUGCCAUAACAAUUCAUGAUAUCCGUGAGCACACUCGUCAAAUUGAAAAAGCAGUUCAGACGAAAGAGCCAAGGUUUGUCCUGAGAGUUCUGCGAUCCCUGCCAAACACACGCAGAAAACUCAAUCCUACAGUUCUUCACAGUCUCAUUUCUGGUUUUUACACGCACUCUUCUUCUGAGAGAGAUUCACUUCUGGCUUUCGUUGAAGAUCCAUCAGAGAGUGUGAAUAUUCAAAAAUUUAGAACCGGUAAAAAUGCAUCGGCCCCACUAUUGCCAGAGAUUGACAUCUAUAUUCAUCUCUUAACCCUUGUUAGAUCCAUCGAUAAUAAGGAGUACGCAAAGGCAGUGGUUUGUUCAGAUGUGCUCAUGGCCAAAGUAACAUCUCAGAAUCGCCGCACAUUAGACUUGCUAGCCGCGAAGUGUUAUUUCUACCAUUCACGUAUUUAUGAAAUAACAGAUCAACUUGAGAAGGUCCGUGCCUUUUUGCACUCAAGAUUACGAACAGCAACACUUCGCAAUGAUUUUGAAGGACAAGCAGUGUUGAUCAACUGCUUGCUUAGAAACUAUUUGCAUUACAACCUUUAUGACCAAGCGGAUAAGCUUGUCUCAAAAUCAGUAUUCACUGAAGCUGCAAGCAAUAAUGAGUGGGCAAGAUUUCUGUACUACCUGGGUCGGAUCAAAGCAGCAAGGUUGGAAUAUUCUGCUGCCCACAAACAUUUGAUGCAAGCAAUGCGGAAAGCGCCUCAAGUAACAGCUGUUGGCUUCAGACAAACUUGUCAGAAGUUAGAUGUUGUUGUUGAGCUGUUAUUGGGUGAUAUUCCUGACAGACAAAUAUUUCGUCAGGCAACAUUACGUAGAGCCCUAGCACCUUAUUUUCAGCUAACCCAGGCAGUAAGGAUGGGGAACCUUCAACUUUUUAGUGAAGUUUUGGAAAAUUUUGGACCAAGAUUCCGUGCAGAUCACACAUUUACGCUAAUUCUCCGUCUUAGGCAUAAUGUCAUAAAAACUGCUAUCCGAGCUAUUGGUCUAUCCUAUUCUCGUAUCACACCUGCAAAUAUAGCUCAAAAAUUAGGCUUAGAGUCUCCAGAAGAUGCUGAGUUCAUUGUUGCGAAGGCUAUUCGCGAUGGUGUCAUUGAGGCGACCCUCGAUCCUGAACAUGGUUACAUGCAAAGUAGGGAGCCCACAGACAUUUAUUGUACCUUAGAGCCCCAACUUGCGCUCCAUCAAAGAAUUUCUUUCUGCUUAGAAUUACACAACCAGAGUGUAAAAGCAAUGAGAUAUCCACCAAAAUCUUAUGGGAAAGAUUUAGAAUCGGCUGAAGAGCGACGAGAACGUGAACAGCAAGAUCUAGAACUGGCCAAAGAAAUGGCUGAAGAAGAUGAUGAUGGUUUUCCUUAAAAAGCGUGUCAGUUUCAUUCAGCAAGUUUUAAAACUUUUUACUUUUUUAUAAUUUAAUUUUAAGGAAGAAAAAAGAACUAAAGAAAAAAUGUCUGCAUUUAACUCAACUUAUAUGUCUAAAAUUGCUUCACUUUUUACUGUCAUUAGCUCUGGAACUAUCUUUAUUAAAUGCAACAAACCAGAAUUGGAACUUGGAAAAAAUUAUCCAAGCUACCAGCGUAGUCCUCUGUUCUAUUCAUUUUGCUCUUCAUGUUCGUUUUGGAACCAGUUCAUUGUACUAUUUCAUGUGUAAUAAAUCAGUAAUAAAAGUAAUAAUAACAACAUUAAAAUAAUGGAGGAAACCGG